This is a messenger RNA of Panthera uncia (snow leopard), 1643 nucleotides long. It is a transcript of the gene GTPBP6, whose product is annotated as GTP binding protein 6 (putative). Gene Ontology annotation, molecular function: GTP binding; ribosome binding. The record is from RefSeq and is a predicted model, not a curated record. The annotation marks the transcript as partial. Gene Ontology annotation, cellular component: cytoplasm. The transcript has 9 exons. NCBI's taxonomy places the organism in Eukaryota, Metazoa, Chordata, Mammalia, Carnivora, Felidae.
CGGAGGCUGCAACGGUCUGGGUCUGGAGGCACACAGCUGUGUUUCGGAACAGGUGCCUACCUGGGUGCCGCGUCCGGACCUCUGUGCCGCCGUGCGGGCAGCCAUCCGAGCUGGGGAGCACGGGGCCCCGGGGCCGACCUCGCAGGGGUGUGUCCCUCACCCUGGCCCUGUGUCUCCCCGAAGCUGACCGGCAGGUGGCGGAGGCGGAAUCUCUGGUCCACACGCUGGACCUCUGGUCGGUGGUGGAAAGGAUGGUGGUGCCCGCCAGAACACCCGACGGGAAGGUCACGUUCGGCAGAGGGACCUUGCGGCACCUGACAGAGGAAAUCAGAGCGUUGCCAGAAAUCACCGCGGUCUUUCUGAAUGUGGAGAGGAUGGCCCCGCCCACCAAGAAAGAACUCGAGGCCGCCUGGGGCGUGCAGGUGUUUGACCGAUUCACCGUUGUUCUUUCCAUUUUCCGCUGCAACGCCCGGACGAAGGAGGCCCGGCUGCAGGUGGCGCUGGCUGAGCUCCCCCUUCUCAGGUCCCACCUGAGCAGCACCACCCGCCUGGAUGGACGGGGAGGAGGCUCACGCUACAUCAUGGGGUCAGGAGAAUCGCUCGUGCAGGUGCAACGGCGCCUGCUGAAGGACAAGGAGCUGAAGAUUCGGAAGGCCCUGGACAGACUUCGGGACAAAAGACGUCUCCUGGGAAGGCAGCGCAGACCGCGGGAGUUUCCUGUGGUCUCCAUGGUGGGAUAUACAAACUGCGGAAAAACCACGCUGAUCAAGGCCCUGACGGGUGAUAACACCAUCCGGCCCCAGGAUCGGCUGUUUGCGACACUGGACGUCACAGCCCACGCGGGGUGGCUGCCCUCCCACGUGGCUGUCAUCUACAUGGACACCAUCGGCUUCCUCUCCCAGCUGCCCCACAGCCUGAUCGAGUCCUUCUUUGCCACCCUGGAAGAUGUGGCUCAUUCAGAUCUGGUCGUGCACGUGAGAGACGUGAGCCGCCCCGAGACGGAGCUGCAGAAAGCCAGCGUCCUGGCCGCCCUGCGGGGCCUGCGCCUGCCCGCCUCGCUGCUGGACUCCGUGCUGGAAGUUCAUAACAAGGUCGACCUGGUGCCUGGGUACAGCCCGUCAGGAUCCCAGGUCGUGGCCGUGUCCGCCCUCCUGGGACACGGGCUCCCGGAGCUGAGAGCCCGGCUGGAGGACGCCGUCCUGAGAGCCACAGGGAGACAGGUCCUCACGCUCCGAGUCCGGCUGGCGGGGGCACAGCUGAGCUGGCUGCACCAGGAGGCAACGGUGCAGGACGUGGACGUGAUCCCCGAGGCCGGGGCGGCCGACGUCAGGGUCGUCAUCAGCAGCUCUGCCUACGGCAAGUUCCGGACGCUCUUCCUGGAGUCAGCCAGCCAGUGAGGGAAGGGAGGCUGUGUGGCCUCAGCACCGCCUUGGGGCGUCCUGCCCGCCCCCUCAGGUGCCUUGCUCCCUGCUGGGCCCGCUGGUGGCCGCCCCCUUGCGGCCAGAAGUCAAAGGUCAGGUCUCAGGGUGACUCCGCGGGGACGUGCUUGUGACCUGAGCGUGGGUUCCCUUCCACGCUAUUCCAGCUACAGGAUAUUAAAAGCUCUGCUAUUGUGUCUGUAAACUAGGCUUUCUGAGUCUUCC